Ostreococcus lucimarinus CCE9901 is the source of this 585-nucleotide messenger RNA. RefSeq lists its product with no specific name. The record is from RefSeq and is a predicted model, not a curated record. The annotation marks the transcript as partial. Lineage: Eukaryota; Viridiplantae; Chlorophyta; Mamiellophyceae; Mamiellales; Bathycoccaceae. The transcript has a single exon.
GUGCGGCUACUCGUUCGCGAGUUCAAGUCGUUGAAGCGACGCGAAGCCGACGACCUGAUACGCAACCUCAAGAUGGUGGGUGACGACGUAACCAAAUGGACGUUUGAGCUGCAUACGUUUGACACGACGUGUCCUGGUGGCAAAAUGCUUAUGAAGGACUUGGGAAGACUCCAGAAACGUGGUUUGGAUCACAUCCUCAUGGAGGCGAACAUGACUGCGCACGGUGGGUCUUGGCCAACCGACCCACCCCUCUUGCGCGUCGUGAAGCCUCGGAUGAAGCUCUAUACCGGCCACGUGACAGCGGGCGGCUCGAUUUGCAGCGAAAUGCUGGUAAAUACUGGAGGUUCGAACGGUUGGAAUCCUCGGUUGUCGAUGGAAGCGAUCAUCGAGACAAUCAAGCUGAACAUGGUGGAUUGCGAAGUCGUCGAGAUCGAAACUCCGUACAAUGGCAGGCAGCGUGCGGGGCCGCUCCGAAUAGAUUUGAAGGGCGAGUAUUCGUACGACUGCAUGAAUGAAUACUCUGAAUUCGCUGCAAUGGCUGCUUUUGAUCGCGCAGUUGCGCACCAUCGUCGUCAUGGCUGGUAA